Molecule: messenger RNA, 1235 nt
Organism: Acanthochromis polyacanthus (spiny chromis)
Lineage: Eukaryota; Metazoa; Chordata; Actinopteri; Pomacentridae
Gene: spo11
Product: SPO11 initiator of meiotic double stranded breaks
Exons: 13
Coding region: 63-1235 (390 amino acids)
Biological process (GO): reciprocal meiotic recombination; meiotic DNA double-strand break formation; meiotic DNA double-strand break processing
Cellular component (GO): nuclear chromosome
Molecular function (GO): DNA topoisomerase type II (double strand cut, ATP-hydrolyzing) activity; DNA binding; ATP binding
Source: RefSeq, a predicted model, not a curated record
CAUCUGUAAAUGCACUAAUAGAUGGUCAAUGAUAAUAAUAAUAGCAACAGUAGACUUACCUAAUGGGAUCCCGUACAGCAGAACUAUUUUCUGAAAUCGACAAACUCCGUACCGAGCUGUUGAACAAUGUGGAAGUGAUGACAGACUGUCGGCGAGCUGAAGAGGACAUCAGUCAGAGGGAAAUUUUGACCCGUAUUGAAAGUGUAAUCCUUGGAAUAGUGACCAGUCUGUCCAACGAUGAGGCCCCUGUCCUGGCACUGCCCAAGAGGUCCAGCUGGGCCAAUGUCAGCUUUAACACUGCCGUCGGGCUCCAAAUGAGUUCAGGAUGUUCUGUCACCUCCAUUAGGAGCGACUGUCCUUCAUCUGCCACUAAAUUUGCUCAGAUUGUCAAGAUUCUCUCAGUCAUCUACAGGCUUGUGCAGAGCAACGCAUAUGCUACAAAAAGAGACAUCUAUUACAACAACACACAGCUGUUUGGUUCACAGAGAACUGUUGACAUUAUAGUAGAUGACAUCUCCUGUUUGCUGAAGAUUCCUCGCAGAUCUUUACAUGUGUUAGCCACAUCCAAGGGGUUAAUCUCAGGCGAUCUGUGUUACUUGGAGGAGGACGGCACAAGGAUCAACUGCCGUUCGAGCUCUGCUGCUGUUGCAGUUUCAUCAAAUAUUGUUGGAAUUAGAAAUAUUGUAUCAUCUGCAAAAUUUAUCAUGAUAGUCGAGAAGGAUGCAACGUUCCAGAGGCUGCUAGAUGACGACUUCUGCACAAAGCUCUCUCCUUGCAUCAUAAUCACAGGCAAAGGCGUGCCAGAUGUGAACAGCAGGUUAAUGGUGAGGAAACUUUGGGAUGUGCUGCGCGUCCCCAUCUUCGCCCUGGUGGAUGCUGACCCUCACGGCAUUGAGAUCAUGUGCAUCUACAAGUACGGAUCAGUGGCAAUGUCGUUUGAGGCCCACAGUCUGACCGUCCCCAGCGUUAUGUGGCUAGGCCUCCUCCCCUCUGACCUCCAGAGGUUACGAGUUCCCGAGGAAGCCCUGAUUCCGCUCUCCAAGAGAGAUGAAGGCAAACUCAACAGCCUGCUCCAAAGACCAUACUUAACCAGCCAACCAGACUGGCAAAAAGAGAUGGAACUGAUGCAGCAGAGUAAGGUGAAGGCUGAAAUACAGUCGCUGGCAGCCAUAGCUCCUGACUUCCUCACCAGCAUCUACCUGCCCAACAAGCUGCGCUAUGGAGGCUGGGUAUGA